This is a messenger RNA of Heterotrigona itama, 2185 nucleotides long. Lineage: Eukaryota; Metazoa; Arthropoda; Insecta; Hymenoptera; Apidae. The record is from the annotation of a GenBank genome assembly.
AAAAAAUUUGGUUUAAUCAAGAAGAAUUGAUUAUUCAAUUUUCAUUUCAAAAGUAUGUUAUGUGUAUGUAUGCAUAAAUGAAAGACAGGCUUUAGUGUAGUAUGUGAAAAAUGGUACUUUAAUACCGUGAUUGUAACAGAAACGAGAUCUGUUCCGUCCACGUGAAACCAGUCGUAAAUUUACAGUAGUUGUUUCCAUUGUCAAAAAGUUUUGUUGCGUGCAUCGUAGCUGCGCGCGUGGCCGAUCGAGGAAGAAGACUUUUGUGCCUUCCACGCCGGGCACCGCCACUUUAUCAUGAUUAAAUUAUUCUCAUUAAAACAGGCGAAAAAGGAUGGCGAGUCGCCAAAAGCUGGCACCCAAAAGAAGGCAUCUGCAGCACAACUGAGAAUCACAAAAGGGAUUUUAUAGAGGUGGUCGAUUUGUCUUCAGCUUUAAAGUUGGACCAAAUUAUCCUCAUGAGCCGCCUAAAGUGAAAUGCGAAACACAAGUUUAUCAUCCUAAUAUUGACUUAGAUGGCAAUGUGUGUCUGAAUAUUUUAAGAGAAGAUUGGAAACCAGUCCUUACAAUUAAUUCUAUAGUUUAUGGAUUACAAUAUCUUUUUUUGGAACCAAAUCCAGAAGAUCCAUUGAAUAAAGAUGCUGCAGAGGUUCUGCAAAAUAAUAGGAGAGCAUUUGAGCAGAAUGUAGCAAAAGCAAUGAGAGGUGGCUAUGUUGGCGCGUUUUAUUUCGAACGAUGUCUCAAGUGACAUUAACGUUCACUUUAUUCGAGGACACAUUGCGGAGAGAGAUCGAGAGUAGAACUCUUUCAUGCUCUAAACAUGUUCCUCUCGUCCAUCUCAUUCGUUUUAUCGGACCUCUCUGCGUCUUCAUGAGUGCUUCGUACCUUUGGUCAAUAAACCAUCGGUUAAAAAAAAGGCCACCGAUGUGCUGUUUUCUAAGAGUUGUGGGAUACUCUUUCUCCUUUCUUUAUUUUUUUCUUUCAGAUGUAAUAAAAAAUUGAAAUUGUAUUUACAUUUGCAAUCUUUUGGUAAUAUAUAAUUAAUUGAUAUCUGGUAAUAUAUAAUUAAAACAAAACAUUGUUAAAUAAAGAUUGUUAAAAGUUGUUUUUGGAAGUACAUAUAAAUUGUUACUGCUUUACCUAGAUAUACUUAUUACAAGAUUAAAUACAAAAACGAGGGUAUAAUUAAAAUUGUUGCAACUUGUGUAAGGAAUUACUUUUAAUUAUAAACUUUAAAUUUCAAUUAAACAUUAUCUUUAUAAUUAGAAUUGCUAAAAUCUUAUUAAAAAAAUGUAUAUAUGUGUACACACAUAACAGCAAAUGUAUCUACAAUUUCAAUCAUCGCAGCUCCUUUUAUAAAUAUAUCUCUCUGCGCUGAAAAUUAUUUCGCAGGAUAUAAAUUAUUUUCCAUAAUCGGAUAUAUAUAUAUAUAUCUGAUAUAUAUGUAUAUACAUAUAUAUAUCGAAUAUAUAUAUAUAUCCUGCAAAGCUCUUCAUUUGAAAUCACUUAACUUAUGUAUCGAUCGAAAGUGGAAUAUAAGGCUGUUAAUGAAAAAAUUUUAUAUUUUAAUUAUUAAUAAUUCUAUCCUAAUGAUUUAAUUUCCAUUUUUCUAGUCAGAUAUAAUAACCAAUGUUACUAUGUAAAACUGUUAUUAAAUUUUAUUCUAUUCCUUUAAACAAAUGAAUAAAAAAUAAUCGAUGCAUUAUACAAUUUUAUAAAACAUGACUGAUUGUAAUUAAUGUCUUUAAAUUAGAAACUUAUAAAGUUAUAAACUUUAUAUAUGAUUUUACUUGAAAGCAUAAUGUACAAAAAAUGAUAUAGUUCUACAUGAAUUUAAUCUCCUUUUGAAAAUGUUAUUACAAUUCAUGUUAACGAAAUUAAAACUGGAAAGUUUGAAUUCUUCAUUUUUAAUUAGCAUUAAUUUAUUAUAUUUUAGUACAGUGUUUAGGAAACUUACAAACUAGAGAAGCGUCCUAGCCUCGAUCCAUUUUGCUCUGUUUUAAGUUAGGUCCCAUCCGCGUCGAGCGUGUUGAAGGCACUUUUUCGAGCGCUUCAAGAGCGAUCGAACUACUAUUUCGUCUCCUUUCCUCUUUCAAACACACAUACAUACACGCGCUCUUUUUCCUCUUUCACUCUUCCAUUUCAUUUUCAUACAUAUCUUUUCUUGUACAAAAAAAAAAAAAAAAAA